AUGACCCAAGCCAGCAAUGCCAAGCACUUGAGGAAAGGAGCAACAGUGCAUCGCACGUUCAACAGUCACGAAAGUCCUCGGAACGCCAGACGAUAUCCCUCAAGAAGUGUGUCCAUCCGCCUCGAGGAGGCGGCUUCUGAGAAGGACGAGGAGGAGGAGAAACAACUUCAACAACAACAACAACAACAGCAACCAAUCAUUUCACCCUUCCAUUUAGCCAUCGGCCUCUUCCUCAGUGUGAAAAUGACUAUCAUGUGGACUUUAGUGAGUGCAGCCGUGGUGCUCUGCGUAGUGAGACACAUCGAGAGCUCCUCGAUCGCUGGUCAGACCUCGUCCACGUCGUCGAUUCGGCCUAUCAAGGUGGGAGAGCAGCCUCAAUUGCUGUCCUCCGCCCAAACCGAGCUGGACGAGGAGAUCCUCACCAACGAGAUCCAGCAAUCCUACGCUAAGACGACAGGUUCACCGCCUGCCACUCAUACAAACUUUUGUGAUAGUUCCCAUUACAAAUGUUCGUGUUCUGCCCUCCAAACUGAAAAGAGGGAUCCAGGGCAGUCUGAACGGACCCAAGACGAACGAGAUGAUGAUGAUGAUGAUGAUGAUGACCAUGAUGAUGAUGAUGAGCCACAUCCAGAUCACCAACACCAAUCGAAAACAUUAUGCCUUUCCGAGGAUUGUGUGAUGGCCGCCUCCACCAUUCUGUCAUCUCUUGACAGAUCCGUGGAUCCUUGUGAGGAUUUCUAUCAAUUCGCUUGUGGAGGAUGGAUCCAAAAGAGCGUCAUAACCAACACGGAUCGGUUCUCCGCCAUCGACAAGCGCAAUCAAAACAUCAUACAUCGGCUUUUGCGUCAGAAUGUGUCAAGUUUGAGAAGCUCCGAGUCCGGCGAGGACGUGGGCGACAACUCGUCUUCAUCGGCUGAGAUCAAAGCCAAGAAGUUUUACCAAGCCUGCAUGGUCGAGGGUGGAGGACAAGACAAACAAAACUUGGACAACUUGCAACAACUUGUGGCUUACUCGGGCGGGUGGAACCUCUCUAACAAUUACAAUCACUCAGUGGGCUUUGACGACCGCGUUCAAAUGUUGCACAACAACUUGGGCUUGAAUGUGUUCUUCACAUGGGGCGUGAUCGAACACGGGGGAAGCCAUCAGAUUGCCGUGAUCGCCGGAGGCUGGAAUGAUGCCCUAAUUGUGGAGGAAGGCGAUCGGGAAGAGUAUCUAAAGCUCAUGACCAUGUACACCAUGCUAUUAGCCCAGGCCUCAGAAGACACGGUGGCUGUCAAUCUUGAUUACGAGGGUGGUGAAAAUGAGCCCAUUUCCUCCGAGGGACGAGAAAAUCCCCAAUUGAGUAAGGACGACUCGGCUUACGAAUAUGGCUACGAAGAUAUGUCGGCCUAUCCGCUUCCCGCCGAGAGUAAAGUGAAUCAAUCUGGCUUAAGCUUGAGCCCAAUCUUGUCCUCAUUGUUCCAAUGGAUGGUUCAGAAUGAGAGUGAGAUUGAGGAUGAGUCCACAGGGCCAGACCAACUGGAAAUCACAGAAACCAACUACCAUGAUGAGGAAGAACCCAGUGCUUCUAACAAUGGCAAUGGCUCCUCUGCUGCCAGGAGCAAAAAAUCCGCUCCCACAGUGGCAAUCCCAUGCUCGUCCGGAAAUUGCGCACCAGAAUCCAAUCAACAGAUUGUUACUAGUACGACAGAAGAGUCGCCGUCCCAGGGACCGCUGGACAAUGAGGGAAAGCCCGUAGAUGGGGACGAGGACCCCUUUGGAAACACGAGUGCGGCCAAAGUUGUGAGUAAUGAUAUAUUUGAUGCCACGGUGGAGACCUUCAAUCCCAUCCAAGCUGACUAUCAAGCAGAUGAGGGACAAUUCAAAAGGGACGUUUUGAUUAGACGAUCAUUUGGGCGAGACCCACUGUACUUGUGUGAAAAGGCCUCAAAAGAGCUGUCGGGUUCGUUGGCAUUUCAGCUCCUCCAAUGGCAAGCUAGGGAUAUAAGAUGCUCAGAUCUCGACUGGUUUUUGCAUUCAUACCUGAGCUCGCUGACUCGCUUAUUCUCGUCGACUUCGCUUGGCUUUCAAGUCCCAAUUCAGGCAGACUUUCUCGAUUGCUCUUCCAUUUUUUUUGCUUUCACUCAGCGUAGUAUAGGCCCACUUACUUCGUCGUCGGCGCCGUCUUCGCCUUCAUUGGCGGCUUCGGCGGCCUCGGCCACGAUUAUUUUUGGAGCCUCGGAAGAGGAGAGCAACCCCAGGCAGACCUCGUCCUCCCCAAUUUACUCGGAAGAAAACUUCUCUCGUAUCCUCGAACGCAACAAACUCAUUGAAAAAGCCAUGAUGGAAGUGGUUCGAUUUGAAGAGGCAUUGGCUAAUAUCACCUCCAAACCCGUGGAUAGCCACAACCUCGUUGCCUACUCCAUAAUGGAAUUGGAUCAGAACUACCCGUUCAUCGACUGGCAAGGCUUCUUCAAGCAAGCCUUUGCGGAGGGAGUCAAUCGAUUGGUAAUUGAGCAUCAAAAACAAGAACGAGGCCGACAAGUGCUAGUCAACUACAUGAUCUGGCGACUCUUGGCCGCCUUCUAUCCGGAUCGCCCACCUGAUGAGAUUCAACGUAAGGAGCGUUGCCUCAAGGAAACCGAAGACAUGUUCGCCCCAGUGGUCACCGCUAUGUACAUCAGAGACAAGGGCGUGGAGGCCUCCGAGCAGAUCGUGCAGCAAGUGGAUAUGAUGGUGGAUAUCAUGAAAGACGCUUUCAAGCACAAUCUGCCCAAGCUGUCUUGGAUGUCAGCCUUCUCGUUAUCCGCUGCCCAGGAGAAACUAGAGCACAUGGUCGAUUUAAUAGGUUAUCCCAAGAGCGUUCUUAACUCAACCUGGCUGGACACGUUCUUCGCUCGAGCCGAAAUUGAUGCCACGGAUUAUCUCUCCAAUGUGGUCACUCAAAGGUCAUUUAGUCGCCACAAGGAGAUCCUUCAGUUCUUCGAGACCUACAAUCGUGGUCUCUGGAACGACUUUGCUCAUAUGCCCGAUAUCGCUUAUGUGAACGCCUACUACAAUCAGUUGUCCAAUAUCAUGGUGGUUCCAAUUGGAAUGCUUCAGCCUCCUCUCUUUUGGGUCAAGCCGAAAUCACUGACUUUCGGUGCUUUUGGAAUCGUCGUAGCUCACGAGAUCACGCAUGCAUUUGACGACGAAGGCAUCCUCUACGACCAGUAUGGCACCUUCAACCCCUUGUACGACAACAAGACCAUCGAUGAAUUCCACUUGGCUUCCAACUGCGUGAGAAAUCAAUACUCGGAUUUUGAAGUGUUGACGGGCGUGAGAGUGGACGGGAACAUCACUUUAGGCGAAAACAUCGCCGACCACGGUGGCUUGAAGAUUGCCGAGAUCGCUUACCAUGAAUGGUUGAAGUCCAAUGGUCGAUCUGACAGCCAACUUCCCGCCGUAGAUUUCACCCACGAGCAAUUGUUCUACUUGGGUUAUGCACUUCCGUGGUGUGCAGUUCACAGCGACAACAUGAUGCGGACCCAUAUUGUCAAGGACGAGCAUGCACCAGACAAGUUCAGGGUGUUAGGACCUUUGGCCAAUAGUCCCCGGUUUUCCGAAGCGUGGAACUGUCCCAUAGGGAGUGUCAUGAACCCCGAAAGCAAGUGCAAGAUCUGGUAGAAGACUUGCGCAUUCAAAUAACAACUCUAUCCAUUAUACAUACUCAUCAAGACUCUGCAACGUUCAUUUAUUUUGUUUGUUUUCAAGACCAGGCCAGUUUUUUUCCUGAUUUUUCCUGAUUUUCAUUCCAAGGAACUCACUUACCUCGAGUUUAUUGCCAUUUACGAUUAUGAAAUAGAUUUGAUGAAAAACAACAA
Molecule: messenger RNA, 3842 nt
Organism: Tigriopus californicus
Lineage: Eukaryota; Metazoa; Arthropoda; Copepoda; Harpacticoida; Harpacticidae
Product: endothelin-converting enzyme homolog
Exons: 6
Coding region: 1-3645 (1214 amino acids)
Biological process (GO): protein processing
Cellular component (GO): plasma membrane
Molecular function (GO): metalloendopeptidase activity
Source: RefSeq, a predicted model, not a curated record